This is a messenger RNA of Jatropha curcas, 820 nucleotides long. RefSeq names its product Nucleic acid-binding, OB-fold-like protein. NCBI's taxonomy places the organism in Eukaryota, Viridiplantae, Streptophyta, Magnoliopsida, Malpighiales, Euphorbiaceae. The record is from RefSeq and is a predicted model, not a curated record.
GAAUCAAAAGCCCUAACCCCAAUUCCCUUUGUUGUAUUCAGUACUUCUACAAAACGAGCGAGAAGCUGCUUAGGGUUUUGAAUACCUCUUUUACCAAAUCUCCUUCGAUUUCAAUAAUGGCUACAGCAGAGAAGAGAAAGCCCGUCUUCAUCAAGGUAGAAGAACUAAAACCAGGAACCACCGGUCACAAUCUCACCGUUAAGGUCCUCAACUCCAAGGCCGUCCCCGUUCCUAAGCCCCGUCGUGCUCCUAUGUCUCUUUCUCAGCGUCCUGUCCGCCCCGCUCGUAUCUCCGAGUGUCUUGUCGGCGACGAGACAGGCUCUAUUGUCUUCACAGCCCGCAAUGACCAAGUUGAUCUAAUGAAUCCCGGCGCCACUGUUAUUCUGCGUAAUGCUAAGAUUGACAUGUUCAAGGGGUCUAUGAGGCUUGCGGUAGACAAGUGGGGGCGAAUUGAAGUUACAGAACCUGCUAGUUUUGUAGUUCAAGAAAAUAACAAUCUCUCUCUGGUUGAGUAUGAACUAGUAACUGUCCAAGGAUGAUUAGUUUGGUUGGGUAUGAAUUUGGUUACUCUUGAGGGUGUUUAGUAUCUUCAGGAAGUGAAUAUUUGGAAUUUACUGAAGACAUUAUUUUGUGCCCUGAUUUACUGAAAGACAGUUUUCGAAUAUGGUACAAAAUUUUGGUUAAUGUGUAAUUUUUAAUCUUAGUAUUUGAAUGUUAAUUGGAAUAUCUAAUUAUCAUAUUGGGAAAGGGACGCAAUUCUGCUAAAUUUCAUAAUUUUAUAUUGUCAAGAUUUUGUGGAAAUCUACAUUUUUUUUUUUAA